AUGCCUCUGAGGAAUCCAGACCUCAACUGGAAAUCACUAGACAAAAUUGAAAAGCAGCACUGGAAAGACUGCAUGAAAAAUUUGGCUGCUACCAGGGAUGAACAAGUCAAAUUUGGAUUGAUAAGGAUAUUGCAAAAAAAAACAAUAGCAGGUCAGAUCCAUCUUCCGGUUUCUUCUCGAUUUUUGUGCCAGCCCGGGAAAAUUUUAAUGGUUGCUCCAAUUUAA
Molecule: messenger RNA, 225 nt
Organism: Caenorhabditis briggsae
Lineage: Eukaryota; Metazoa; Nematoda; Chromadorea; Rhabditida; Rhabditidae
Exons: 3
Coding region: 1-225 (74 amino acids)
Source: RefSeq, a predicted model, not a curated record